Hevea brasiliensis (rubber tree) is the source of this 1096-nucleotide messenger RNA. RefSeq names its product DNA polymerase zeta processivity subunit. The coding region runs from base 113 to 742 and encodes 209 amino acids. The transcript has 4 exons. The record is from RefSeq and is a predicted model, not a curated record. Gene Ontology annotation, cellular component: zeta DNA polymerase complex. NCBI's taxonomy places the organism in Eukaryota, Viridiplantae, Streptophyta, Magnoliopsida, Malpighiales, Euphorbiaceae.
AAAAAAACGACUCGUCGUUAACAAAACCGUGGCGUUUAAACUUAUCUUCUCCCCCAUUUUCCCGUCAAUGGAUCCCUGAGACAUAUUCGCUGAUUGAUCGUUUACUUCACCCAUGGAAAGCAGAGAAAAUCAAUCUCCUCAAGACGAAAGGGCUCGGGUAUUAGUGGAAUUCUUGGAGGUAGCAAUUACAUCGAUAAUUUUCCUCAAAGGAGUAUAUCCUGGCGGUGCAUUUGAGAGGAGGAGGUAUAUGAAUGUCGUGGUCCAGAGAGCUAGACACCCACAGCUCAGAGAUUACAUUCACUCUGCUGUUACUGGCCUCCUUCCUUUUAUCCAAAAGGGAUUGGUCAACAGAGUGGCAGUAAUUUUUUCUAGCACUGAUAAUAUCCCAGUCGAGAGAUUCAUUUUCAAGCUCACGGUGAAUCAGUCUUGUGACUUGAAGGUGGAAGAAGGUGACCUGGAAUUCUCUCUUAGGUCAUUCUUAAUGAAACUUUCUGUCUCAGGGCCUCUUACCAAGGUUCUCCCACGAGAUUGCAGGUGGGAGAUAACAGCCUACUUUAGUUCCAUUCCUCAGGUUGGUACAAGCAAGUAUGCAGAGUUAUGGAUCCCAACUGACACAAAGCAAUGGCAACAACCUCCACUGAUAACCCCAAUCAAGUCAAUGAGUAGCGAACCUUUGUUUAUGCAGCUAUAUUUGGAACAUCCAAGUCUAUCUGAACCAAAGCCUGAAGCGAAGAAUUACUAGACUCCCACAACUGAUGUAUUUAUUCCAUUGAACAUCUGUGCGUGGCACUUGUUUUAUUUUUCUAUUGUAAUUUCUAACGCAUAGUAGCAUGAUAUUUUAGGAAAUCCUGCAUGUUCCGAAGGUAAAUUAUGUGAUAAGUGUUUUUAUAAGAACUUGGGAGGUGGUUGAACAAUUUUUCCAUUGUUAUUCCUCCCAUCCCCGAGUGUCUUCUCUGUCGCAGAUUUCAAAGAGAAUCUGAAGCUUAUGUCUCGUUGGUUUAUGUUCUAUCUUGGUCUUGUUGGCUUAUAGACCGGCUGAGCAUUGAAUUAUCAUGAAUUAUAUACAAGUAUGAAAGUCCCUGUUGCUCUCUCUCAA